Molecule: messenger RNA, 2568 nt
Organism: Musa acuminata subsp. malaccensis (wild Malaysian banana)
Lineage: Eukaryota; Viridiplantae; Streptophyta; Magnoliopsida; Zingiberales; Musaceae
Source: RefSeq, a predicted model, not a curated record
UAUCCUAGUCCCCUUCGAAUUGUCUCCUGUGCUUAAACCCAACCCCCAGCCCCCCUCCCCCUUCUCUCUCUCUCGCUCUCCAUCCCCACCUUCGUUUCCCUGUCGCGACUCCGCCAACCAAGAGGGAUUGAGAAGCGAUCACCCACUUCGAAGCUGGGAGAAAUAAUGGCAGCUUCAACAGUAUGCCUGAAGACAAGACCAAGAUUUACAAAGGAGAUUUUUGGAAGUCAUCUCACUUGUUCGGCAGGCCUUCCUUCACUCUCUGUUUUAUCUAAGCGAAUCUCCAUUUCUGCCUCUUUGGACCAGAAGCAGCGUGAAGGAAGAAGAGGAUUUCUUAAGUUGCUCCUUGGAAAUGUUGGAUUAAGCUUGACUACCAUAGUAGGUGCAAGGAAAGCUUAUGCUGAUGACCAAGGUGUAUUAUCUUCAAGAAUGUCAUACUCGAGGUUCUUAGAGUAUCUAGACAAGGAUAGGGUGAAAAAAGUUGACUUGUUUGAGAAUGGAACUAUUGCAAUUGUAGAGGCUGUUUCUCCUGAGCUUGGUAAUCGGAUCCAGAGAGUCCGUGUGCAACUUCCGGGUCUCAGUCAGGAGCUUCUUCAGAAAUUGCGAGAGAAGAGCAUUGACUUUGCAGCACAUAAUGCUCAGGAGGACUCUGGAUCUCUUUUGUUCAAUUUGAUUGGGAACUUAGCUUUCCCCCUUAUCCUUAUAGGAGGCUUGUUUCUUUUGUCAAGACGGUCAUCAGGUGGACUCGGUGGACCCGGAGGCCCUGGCUUUCCCCUUGCCUUUGGCCAAUCAAAAGCCAAGUUCCAGAUGGAACCUAACACAGGGGUCACUUUUGAUGAUGUUGCUGGAGUAGAUGAAGCAAAACAAGACUUCAUGGAAGUAGUCGAGUUCCUGAAAAAGCCAGAAAGAUUUACUGCAGUGGGUGCCCGUAUCCCUAAAGGUGUCCUUCUUGUUGGUCCUCCAGGAACUGGGAAGACCUUGCUUGCUAAGGCAAUUGCUGGUGAGGCAGGUGUCCCAUUUUUCUCAAUUUCCGGAUCUGAAUUUGUAGAAAUGUUUGUUGGUGUUGGUGCUUCUCGAGUUCGUGAUCUUUUCAAGAAGGCCAAAGAGAAUGCUCCUUGCAUUGUGUUUGUUGAUGAGAUUGAUGCUGUUGGAAGGCAAAGAGGAACAGGAAUCGGAGGAGGAAAUGAUGAAAGGGAACAGACUCUUAAUCAGCUUUUGACCGAGAUGGAUGGCUUUGAAGGCAAUACAGGUAUAAUUGUGAUCGCAGCAACCAACCGCGCAGACAUUCUAGAUUCUGCUUUGCUUCGACCUGGGCGAUUUGACAGACAGGUUACAGUAGAUAUUCCAGAUAUUAGGGGACGCACAGAAAUACUGAAAGUGCAUGCUGGCAAUAAAAAGUUUGAGAGUGAUGUUUCACUUGAUGUUAUAGCAAUGAGGACUCCUGGUUUUAGCGGAGCAGAUCUUGCAAAUCUUUUGAAUGAAGCAGCCAUACUGGCUGGGCGCCGUGGUAAGACAGCAAUAUCAUCGAAAGAGAUAGAUGAUUCUAUUGACAGGAUUGUGGCUGGAAUGGAGGGAACAGUAAUGACAGAUGGAAAAAGCAAAAGUCUGGUUGCAUAUCAUGAAGUCGGACAUGCAAUUUGCGGAACAUUAAUUCCAGGACAUGAUCCUGUGCAAAAGGUCACCCUCAUUCCACGUGGCCAAGCACGUGGACUGACAUGGUUCAUCCCCAUGGAUGAUCCUACGUUGAUUUCAAAGCAACAACUUUUUGCAAGAAUUGUUGGUGGCCUUGGAGGUAGAGCUGCUGAGGAGGUUAUCUUCGGGGAAUCUGAGGUGACCACUGGUGCAGCUGGUGACCUGCAGCAGAUUACUGGCUUGGCCAAACAGGUUAGUGUUACUACCUUACUUUUCAGUUUACAGAGCAUCAAGAAAUUGCUAUCCCUUGCACGUCAAAUGGUGAAUGAUAAUAAUCUUCCUCACCAAAAUACGAUGGUGGUGACAUUUGGUAUGUCUGAUAUCGGUCCAUGGUCACUAAUGGAUUCAUCAGCACAAAGUGGUGAUGUUAUUAUGAGAAUGAUGGCCAGAAACUCAAUGUCUGAGAAACUUGCUGAAGACAUAGAUGCUGCUGUGAAGCAGAUCUCAGACAAGGCGUAUGAGAUUGCGCUGAGUCACAUUAGAAACAACCGGGAAGCCAUGGAUAAGAUUGUCGAGGUACUCCUAGAGAAGGAAACAAUGACUGGUGAUGAAUUCCGAGCAAUUCUUUCAGAGUUUGUGGAGAUUCCUGUCGAGAACAGGGUUCCUCCAGCCAGACCAGCUGCUGUCCCGGCUUAACAUCUUCUUGUCAUCAACUCUUUUAUGUGCGAAGCCCUUCAUGGGUGAGCAUGUCAUGUACAAUCUGUAUAACCUCCUGUUGAUCCACAGCAGUUGAAUUAUAGCUGACUGUGAUAUCUUCAAACAAUCUUUGCUGUUCUUUUGAAACGAUUUUCACUACAGUUGAGGUUGCCACAGAAUAUUAAUUAAGGUGUAGUGUUAUGUACAAUCUAAUAUAACAUGUUUAAUCAUUACUGAAUU